AUGUCUUUCUUCACCAGAGUUUUGACGAUGAAAUGCAAGCAGACACUUGAAUGUGAGAGGACUUACUUUUUUUACCAGGCGCUUUUUGCCAGCAGCAGGUUUCCCGGGCAGCCGCGGCUGUGCAGCAGCCAGUCGCUGGAGGUGCGGAGCAGCCCGCGGGCAGCGGCGGGGAACAAAGGCGAGGGGCGCGGAGCGGAGCUGCUGGAGCCCCCCCCGCGCCGCCUGGGCAGGGUGAAGAGCCUGCACGAAAUGCCCGGACCCAACACCCUCUACAACCUCUACGAGUUCUUCUGGAAGGACGGCUUCGGCCGCAUUCAUGAAAUCCAGCAAAAACACACACAGGAAUAUGGAAAGAUCUUCAAGUCUCACUUUGGUCCCCAGUUUGUUGUAUCCAUUGCAGAUCGAGACAUGGUUGCUCAAGUGCUCCGAGCAGAAGGCAGAGCACCACAAAGAGCCAACAUGGAAUCCUGGCAGGAGUACAGAGAUUUACGGGGGAGAGCCACGGGGCUCAUUUCUGCGGAGGGGGAGCAAUGGCUAAAAAUGAGAAGUGUACUGAGGCAAAAAAUUCUGAAACCCAAAGAUGUGGCUGUUUACUCUGAAGGAGUCAAUGAAGUUAUCGCAGACUUAAUUAAAAGAAUCCACACCCUCAGAAGUCAAGAGGAGGAUGGGGAAACAGUGACAAAUGUUAACAACCUUUUCUUCAAGUAUUCAAUGGAAGGUGUGGCGACCAUUCUGUAUGAAUGCCGGCUGGGCUGCCUGGAAAACAAUAUCCCACAGCAGACUGUCGAAUAUAUUGAGGCUCUGGAAUUGAUGUUUAGCAUGUUUAAGACCACUAUGUAUGCAGGUGCUAUUCCCAAAUGGCUUCGUCCACUUAUUCCAAAACCCUGGAGAGAGUUCUGCAGAUCCUGGGAUGGACUCUUCAAAUUUAGUCAAAUCCAUGUUGACAACAAAUUGAAGGCUAUUCAGUCUCAGCUGGACCAAGGAGAAGGAGUGCAUGGUGGGCUACUUACACACCUCCUAGUGAGUAAGGAACUUACUUUGGAAGAGAUAUAUGCCAACAUGACUGAAAUGCUUCUGGCAGGAGUGGACACAACUUCUUUUACUUUGUCCUGGGCAAUAUACUUGUUGGCAAAACACCCAGAGGUGCAGCAACGUGUUUAUGAGGAAAUAGCCAAUAAGCUGGGGAAAGAUCAAGUUCCAGUUGCUCACGAUGUCCCAAAAUUGCCUUUGAUUAGAGCUGUCCUGAAAGAAACCUUGAGGUUAUAUCCAGUAUUGCCAGGAAAUGGAAGAGUGACCCAAAAAGACUUGAUCAUUGGAGGAUACUUGAUACCUAAAGGGACCCAGCUGGCACUUUGUCAUUAUGCUACAUCAUACAGUGAAGAAAAUUUCUCAGUGGCAAAUGAGUUCCGACCUGAGCGCUGGCUGAGGAAAGAUAAUUUGGACAGAGUAGACAACUUUGGCUCCAUCCCCUUUGGUUAUGGCAUUCGAAGUUGUAUAGGAAAAAGAAUUGCAGAGCUGGAAAUCCAUCUUGCACUGAUUCAGCUAAUUCAGAAUUUUGAAAUCAAAGUUUCUCCCAAAACCGAACCAGUUCUUGCCAAAACCCAUGGACUUUUGACUCCUGGAAACUCCAUCAAUGUCAGAUUUUCUGACAGGAAGUAA
This is a messenger RNA of Hirundo rustica (Barn swallow), 1659 nucleotides long. RefSeq names its product cytochrome P450 27C1. The record is from RefSeq and is a predicted model, not a curated record. Gene Ontology annotation, molecular function: iron ion binding; monooxygenase activity; oxidoreductase activity, acting on paired donors, with incorporation or reduction of molecular oxygen. The transcript has 9 exons. Gene Ontology annotation, cellular component: mitochondrial inner membrane. Gene Ontology annotation, biological process: cellular response to peptide hormone stimulus; cholesterol metabolic process; glucocorticoid biosynthetic process. The coding region runs from base 1 to 1659 and encodes 552 amino acids. NCBI's taxonomy places the organism in Eukaryota, Metazoa, Chordata, Aves, Passeriformes, Hirundinidae.